AUGGGAUCAGGACCACCCCGUCAUCAAGAAUGGGAUCGGGACCACCCCGUCAUCAAGUACAACGUGCUGUGGGAGGAGGGCAAGGCGGCGCUGGAGCAGCUGCUCAAGUUCAUGGUGCACCCGGCCAUCUCCAGCAUCAACCUGACGGCCGCGCUCGGCUCGCUGGCCACCAUCGCCCGCCAGCGGCCCAUGUUCAUGGCCGAGGUCAUCCAGGCCUACGAGACCCUCCACGCCAACCUGCCGCCCACGCUGGCCAAGUCGCAGGUGAGCAGCGUGCGCAAGAACCUGAAGCUGCACCUGCUGAGCGUGCUGCGGCACCCGUCCUCGGGCGACUUCCAGCCGCAGAUCACCACGCUGCUGGUGGACCUGGGCACGCCGCAGGCCGAGAUCGCCCGCAGCAUGCCCAGCCCGCGCGAGGCCCGCAAGCGGCCCCGCGACGAGCCCGACGCCGCCCUCAAGAAGAUGAAGAUCGACGUGCUGUGGGAGGAGGGCAAGGCGGCGCUGGAGCAGCUGCUCAAGUUCAUGGUGCACCCGGCCAUCUCCAGCAUCAACCUGACGGCCGCGCUCGGCUCGCUGGCCACCAUCGCCCGCCAGCGGCCCAUGUUCAUGGCCGAGGUCAUCCAGGCCUACGAGACCCUCCACGCCAACCUGCCCCUGACACUGGCCAUGUUCCUGGUGUCCCCAGGUGUCCCUAACCUGUCCCUGUCCCUCGUAGCCAACCUGCCCCUGACACUGGCCAUGUUCCUGGUGUCCCCAGGUGUCCCUAACCCGUCCCUGUCCCUCGUAGCCAACCUGCCCCUGACACUGGCCAUGUUCCUGGUGUCCCCAGGUCCCGUGUCCCCGCAGGUGCUGAUCAGCAUGGUGUACCUGCCCGAGGCCAUGCCCGCCUCCUUCCAGGCCACCUACACGCCGGUGGAGUCGGCCGGCACCGAGGCGCAGAUCAAGCACCUGGCGCGGCUCAUGGCCACGCAGAUGACCGCGGCCGGCCUGGGGCCAGGUCAGGGGCACCCCGGCCGGGGCCCGAGUGAAGAUCCUGGCCUCGCUGGUGACACAGUCCCAGCCCGAGUGAAGAUCCUGGCCUCGCUGGCCCGAGUGAAGAUCCUGGCCUCGCUGGUGACGCAGUUCGAGGUGCCCCUCAAGGGCGAGGUGCUGUCCUUCAUCCUGGACGACGUGCGGGGCCGCCUGGACCUGGCCUUCGCGUGGCUCUUCCAGGAGUACAACGCGCACCUGGCGCGCGGCGGCGCCGGCGGCCUGGAGCGCUACGACGAGUGCCUGAUCGGGCUGCUGGCCGGGCUGCAGGAGAAACCCGACCAGAAGGACGGGAUCUUCACCAAGGUGGUGCUGGAGGCGCCGCUGAUCACCGAGAGCGCCCUGGAGGUGAUCCGCAAGUACUGCGAGGACGAGGUGGGACACCGGGGGAUCUUCACCAAGGUGGUGCUGGAGGCGCCGCUGAUCACCGAGAGCGCCCUGGAGGUGAUCCGCAAGUACUGCGAGGACGAGGUGACACCAGGAGACACCCGGAGGUGCCACGCGGAGGUGCCACCAGGAGAUGACACAUGGAGGUACUUCGGCGCCGACAAGGACACCGAGGUGGCGGCGCCCUGGACCGAGGAGACCAUCAAGCAGUGCCUGUACCUGUACCUGGCCCUGCUGCCCCACAACCACAAGCUGAUCCACGAGCUCGCCUCCGUCUACACCGAGGCCAUCGCCGACAUCAAGCGCACGGUGCUGCGCGUCAUCGAGCAGCCGCUCCGCGGGAUGGGGAUGAACUCCCCGGAGCUGCUGCUGCUGGUGGAGAACUGCCCCAAGGGCGCCGAGACGCUGGUGACGCGCUGCCUGCACAGCCUGACCGACAAAGUGCCACCCUCGCCCGAGCUGGUCAAGCGCGUCAGGGACCUGUACCACAAGCGGCUGCCGGACGUUCGCUUCCUCAUCCCCGUGCUCAACGGCCUCGAGAAGAAAGAGGUGAUCCAGGCGCUGCCCAAACUCAUCAAACUCAACCCCAUCGUGGUCAAGGAGGUCUUCAACCGCCUGCUGGGGACACAGCACGGUGACGGCGCCUCGGCCGUGUCCCCCCUGAACCCCGGGGAGCUCCUGAUCGCCCUGCACAACAUCGACUCCUCCAAGUGUGACAUGAAAUCCAUCAUCAAAGCCACCAACCUGUGCUUCGCGGAGCGGAACGUGUACACGUCCGAGGUGCUGGCCGUGGUGAUGCAGCAGCUGAUGGAGCAGAGCCCGCUGCCCAUGCUGCUGAUGCGCACGGUCAUCCAGGCCCUGACCAUGUACCCGCGCCUGGGCGGCUUCGUCAUGAACAUCCUGUCCCGCCUCAUCAUGAAACAGGUCUGGGGCCCCGAAAUCCCCUGAAAUCACCCCAAAAUUCCUGCAAAAAUCACCCCAAAAUUCCUGCAAAACUCACCCCAAAACUGACCCGAAAUCCCCACUGCGCACGGUGAUCCAGCACUGACCUUGUACACCCAUCAUGAACAUCCUGUCCAGGCUCGUCAUGAAACAGGUCUGGGGCCCCAAAAUCC
Molecule: messenger RNA, 2531 nt
Organism: Passer montanus (Eurasian tree sparrow)
Lineage: Eukaryota; Metazoa; Chordata; Aves; Passeriformes; Passeridae
Gene: SYMPK
Product: symplekin
Exons: 19
Coding region: 1-2364 (787 amino acids)
Cellular component (GO): mRNA cleavage and polyadenylation specificity factor complex
Source: RefSeq, a predicted model, not a curated record